AUGACCCUUCGUGGAGCACACAUCAGGACCACAGUGACUAGUCGCCAUUCACCAACAGCACAGCGUCAGAGCUGCAAAGGCGUGUCAUUACUAUCGACUCAUGCAAGAUCCGCCACAGGAACUACGCCGAAAGCAGCCUCCGGUACUUCAACAAGCUCGACAACGUCCUCACUCCGCGAGCUCUUUGACAGUCCCGCGACGUCGGCCUCUCGGGCCCGAUAUGCCUCUGCGGCUUCACCAGAGGGUCUUUUUCUUUACCCGAACCUCAAGACACCAGAGACGUUUUUGGAUUCAGUGAAUGCGGCGAUCGCGCGAGGUCAUUUGCUUGUGGAGAGGAUUGCGAACGCGCCUGAGCGGGGAGAAGACGAGAUGCGGAGGGUGAUCAAGCUAUUUGACCGAUUGAGCGACGUGCUCUGUAAGGUCAUUGAUGCGGCCGAGGUAGUACGGUGCUUACAUCCAGACCCGGCCUGGAGACAGGGUGCUGAGCAGGUGUAUGAGCAGUUGUUUUCGUGGAUGAAUACUCUUAACACGGAUCCACGGCUUUACGAGGUCCUUCAUCAAAUUCUCAACACGCCUAGCAUCGAGGCAGGAUUGUCAGAGGCAGAGCGACAGGUCGCGAUGGUGUUCCUGCGGGACUUUGAAAAGUCUGGAAUUCAUCUUUCAAAGUCCAAGCGCGAACAGUUCGUGCAGUUGUCGGACAAGAUCGUGUCUUUGGGCAGGGAUUUCAUGCAGAACUCGGCUACGCCAGGCCCGGGCCCAGCACAGAUCGUGGUCAGCCCGCCCUCGCGUCUUCAGGGACUUUCACCGGGAUAUAUUCAGCGGAUCACUCGGACGAAUAAGCAUGGAGAGAAGGUCGCCAUGGUGCCGACGUCAGGAUGGGAGUCGCAGAUGGUGCUGAAGCAUGUGGAGGAUGAGGAGGUUCGUCGGGCGAUGUAUGUGGCCAGCAUGGCAGAGGACAAAUACAAGGUCGCGGUGUUGGACGAUCUUCUCAAGACGCGGUACGAGCUUGCGCAGUUGGUUGGUCAGCCAAGCUAUGGACACAUGUUCCUAGGCGACAAGAUGGUCAAGAAUCCCGAGAACGUGAGCACGUUCUUGCAGACGCUGCAUAAGACUCAUCAGGCGGAGGUCGAGGGCGAGCUGGCGAUGUUGACGAAAGCGAAGCGGGUCCAUACCAAGGAUAGGGACGCGAAGCUGGAGGCAUGGGAUCGGGAUUUCUAUGUGCGCUUGGUCAGCAGUAGGACCAAUGUCAUGCCCCACGGGGAUCCUAUCUCGGCAUAUUUUUCGGUUGGCACGACCAUGGAUGGGCUUUCAAAGUUGUUUUCGCACCUGUAUGGAAUCAAGUUUGUCCCGGGGACGGUGCGGCCGGGUGAGGUUUGGCAUGAUGAGGUGCAAAAGCUGGAUGUGGUGGACGAGCGCGACGGGCUGAUCGGAACGAUUUACUGCGACUUUUAUGGACGCCAGGGCAAACAGUUGAACGCGGCUCAUUAUACCGUACGGUGUUCGCGUCGAGUGGACGAUGAUGAUGAGGAGCACGAUAUUGCAGAAGGGAUGACGCUUCGGGAAGGAAUCGAGCUGGCAAUAGCAGAUCCAGGAGUGAGCAUGACUGGCAAGGAAGGGCGGUAUCAGCUUCCACUUGCGGUUUUAUCCUGUGGAUUCUCGAGACCGGCAGGGGGCAAACCGGCGUUACUGAGCUGGGUAGAGGUUGAGACAUUGUUCCAUGAGAUGGGACAUGCUAUGCACUCAAUGAUUGGAAGAGCCGACUACCAUAAUGUAUCUGGAACGAGGUGUCCGAUCGAUUUUGUUGAGAUCCCGUCGAUUCUGAUGGAGCACUUUUUGGCAGACCCAACAGUCCUGGGCCUGUUUGCGACACAUCAUCAGACGGGUGCGCCAUUACCUGCAGGUCUCUUGAUGGCACACCAAGCCAGCCGAUCGACCUUCCAGGCAAUUGAACUGCACUCCCAAAUGUCGAUGGCUAUGUUGGAUCAGCUGUAUUACUCUACAGUGGUCGGUGACCCAGCAUUCAACUCGACCAAGAGCUUAGAGGAUCUUCAGCGGGACAUUGGAAUUGUGCCACCUGUGCCUGGGACGGGAUGGCAGACCGGGUUUGGACAUUUGUAUGGUUACGGAGCAGGAUAUUACUCGUAUCUGUUUGGCAGGACUGUGACGGGGCAGAUCUGGGAUAAGAUCUUCAGGUCAUCGCCGACGUCGCGUGCUUCAGGAGAGCGGUUGAGGGAGAAUGUGCUGAAGUGGGGCGGAGGCAAGGACCCGUGGGAGUGUUUGGGAGGAUUGAUGGGAGACGAAAGACUGAUGAAGGGGGAUCAGGAGUCGAUGCGGAUCGUGGGAGACUGGGGCACGAAGAAGAGUAGCUAG
Molecule: messenger RNA, 2370 nt
Organism: Gamsiella multidivaricata
Lineage: Eukaryota; Fungi; Mortierellomycota; Mortierellomycetes; Mortierellales; Mortierellaceae
Exons: 3
Coding region: 1-2370 (789 amino acids)
Biological process (GO): peptide metabolic process
Cellular component (GO): mitochondrion
Molecular function (GO): metalloendopeptidase activity
Source: RefSeq, a predicted model, not a curated record